This is a messenger RNA of Cynara cardunculus var. scolymus (artichoke), 2259 nucleotides long. RefSeq names its product formin-like protein 4. Lineage: Eukaryota; Viridiplantae; Streptophyta; Magnoliopsida; Asterales; Asteraceae. Gene Ontology annotation, biological process: actin nucleation; actin cytoskeleton organization. The transcript is spliced from 3 exons. Bases 82 to 2121 code for a protein of 679 amino acids. The record is from RefSeq and is a predicted model, not a curated record. Gene Ontology annotation, molecular function: actin filament binding.
UUCAUUCGGAACAAAAAUGGAAUUAUUAGAAGGUUCAGAAAUCUAGUUUUCGACCUCGAGUUGUAUGCCGAAAAACCCAAAAUGGGUAACUCAACGGUCGAGGCUGUAGCUUUGACAGCUGCAACGACGGUAAUACUUUAUGGGAUUUGUUUCUAUUUUUUCUACCGCUAUGUUAUGGCAAAAAAGACACGGAUUGAUCAUCUUAGUCUGAAAGUUGGACGAGAAGAUACAAUCAUGGAUGGUCGAGAACGAGGUGGGGCUCUGAAAGGAGUAUUGAUCGAAGAGAAUGGUUUAGAAGUUCUCUAUUUCAGGGAUGUUGAAGGUGGACGGUUGCGAACUUGUGUCUGGAAUUCCUUGGAAGAAGAAGAGAAAAGGACAAAAACCAUUCCAGAAACCUCACCGCCACCACCGUCACUGUUGUUACAGAAGCCAUCACCACCACCAACGCCACCACCGUCACUUUUGUUACAGAAGCCAUCACCACCACUUCCACCACCACCACCUCCGCCGCCACCACCACCACCUCCAUUGAAGAAGGCCUCGCUGCCAGUUCCACCACCACCACCACCUCCACCUCCAUCAGCAUUCCCUAGAAAGAUGGUUAACAAAGCACCACCACCACCACCACAGGUAUUUGCAAAAAGGAACCCUCCACCGUUUCAUUCAGGAAGCUUUAGAUCAUCUAUGAAACCACCUACUGCACCAAAAGUAAGGGCAGAUGAUCAGAUUGAAGAAGGUUCAAUUCGUAAUCAUGAAGUCCCCAGAAAGAUGAAGCCUUUCCACUGGGAUAAGGUCAACACUGAGGCAGAUCAUUCGGUGGUAUGGAAUGAAAUCAUUGACGGCUCUUUGAGGUUUGAUGAUGAGCUUAUAGAAGCCUUGUUUGGAUACAAUGCCUCCAAGAGAAAUUCUAACGAAGCAAAACACUUAUCCCCUAAAUUUGGUAGUAGCUCAAAUUCAACUCCAUCUGCUCAAAUUUCAAUUCUUGAUCCUCGAAAAUCACAGAACACCGCGAUUGUACUCAAAUCUCUUGCAACCUCUCACAAGGAGAUUCUUGAUGCUCUCUCGGAAGGCAGAGGAUUGAAUGCUGAUGUUCUUGAAAAACUGACAAAAAUAUCACCUACUGAAGAAGAGGCUUCAAAGAUCCUCCAAUUCACCGGAAACCCAACCAAACUCCCAGAUGCUGAAUCUUUCCUCUAUCAUAUCCUGAAAGCAAUACCAACAGCAUUCACCCGGAUCAACGCGAUGCUCUUUCGAUUAAAUUACGACCCAGAAAUCUUGCAUCUCAACGAAUCGUUGCAAACGCUCGAAUUAGGAUGCAAAGAGUUGCGAGCUCCUGGGAUUUUCUUGAAACUUCUAGAGGCUAUUCUGAGGGCAGGAAAUCGAAUGAAUGCUGGAACUGUUAGAGGUGAUGCCAAAGGGUUUAACCUUAGCGCUCUUCGGAAACUUUCCUAUGUUAAGAGCAUAGAUGGGAAGACUAGUCUCCUUUAUUUUGUGGUGGAACAAGUAGUCCGAGCUGAGGGUAAGCGCCGCUGCAUGAACAACAGGAAUCCUAGGAGAGAUAAUCAAGAUUCUGAUAUCAUGGUAGCAAAACACGAGAGGGAUAGACAAUAUCUAAUGCUUGGUUUACCUGUUCUUGGAGGCUUGAGUACGGACUUCUGCAACGUGAAGAAAGCUGCGAUAGUACAUUAUGAUUGUUUGAUGAGCAUGAGUCCGAAUCUGUUGAAACAAGUGACUGAGAUUCGAGAAAUGGUGACACAAUCUGGAGGAGGUGGGUUUGUGAAAGAAAUGAAGGAAUUUCUGGAAGGAUGUGAAGAGGAACUUAAGGUUGUGAGGAACGAACAAACAAGGGUUAUGGAACUUGUAAAAAAAACGAGAGGUUUCUACCAAAUUGGAUCUAAUUCCAUGGAGAAAGGGGAACAUCCACUUCAAAUCUUUGGUUUUGUGAAGGAUUUUCUCGACAUGGUGGACCAAGUUUGUCUAGAUCUCACAAGGAAGGUUCAAAAAAAGAAUGUGAAGAGCGUCGAACCUUCAUCACCAUCCAUAAGGACACCACCAAGGUUCCAAAACUUGCAAUUGCACUUCCAGCCUGAAAAUUCUAGUGAUUCAGAGGAUGACUUCUGAUAAGGACUGUGUACAUUUACACCCCUACUUUACAUCUACACGUGGGAUUUACUGAGUUAGUUUGGUUCGGUUUCGUUUGUAACAAUCCAUUUUUUGCACAGGCAGCAAAACAGAAUGUUGUAUUGGUUAUUCAGUGUA